Phyllotreta striolata is the source of this 951-nucleotide messenger RNA. Lineage: Eukaryota; Metazoa; Arthropoda; Insecta; Coleoptera; Chrysomelidae. The record is from the annotation of a GenBank genome assembly.
AUGACUUCGAGAGUUUCAGGUGAAUGUACACAGUGCCCCGAUAUCAGCUCUUCCUCGGACUUUUACUCCCGUCCGUUCCAAUCCAAAUUUUCCUUGAAAGGCAGGCGAUCCUACAGGAAAUCCUUCCGAUUCGCCGCCUAUUACGAUCCCAGCAUGUCCGAAUUGCUGCAAAACUUACAAUUCCCUUUAAAAAGAGGUGGGCAAGUACAAGAUACUUUAUCAACAAGAACUGCUACUCUUUCGGUUUUAAUAAUAUUUUUGACGUCCCUUUCGGCUCUUUUUCUAGUAUAUAAUACAUUCCCGAAGGUAUCCGAUGAAGAAAGUCAGUAUAUUAAAAUUCCUUGGAACAUAGAAGAUGCCAAGCAUCUUGGAAUUGUCUUGAAUAAAUACAAAACCGAGCAUUACUACCAAGUAAUGGCCGGUGUAUUUAUCACCUAUAUUUUUCUCCAAACGUUCGCCAUUCCGGGCUCACUGUUCCUCUCGAUCAUGUCGGGUUUUCUGUUCCCCUUCUUCACGGCGCUCGCCUUGGUGUGCACCUGCUCGAUGGUGGGCGCCUCGCUGUGCUUCAUGCUCUCCCAGCUGCUGGGCAGGAAGCUGGUGCUGCGCUACUUCCCGGCCAAGGCCGAGAGCUGGGCGCUGCAGGUGGAGCGCCACCGGUCCAACAUGUUCAACUACAUGGUGUUCCUGCGCGUGACGCCGCUGCUGCCCAACUGGUUCAUCAAUCUGACGGCCCCCGUCAUCGGGGUGCCGCUGUACCCGUUCGCGUUCGGGACGUUCGUGGGCGUCGCGCCGCCCUCGUUCAUAGCCAUUCAGGGCGGGCAGACUUUGAACGAGAUGACGGAGAGCGAUAGCGCGUUUAGCUUAUGGUCGGCCAUGUUGUUGAUUGUGUUUGGUGUUGUUUCUUUGGUUCCUAUAUUUUUGAAGGGGAAGUUUCGGGAGAAGGUGGAGUAG